Exophiala oligosperma is the source of this 1477-nucleotide messenger RNA. RefSeq lists its product as uncharacterized. NCBI's taxonomy places the organism in Eukaryota, Fungi, Ascomycota, Eurotiomycetes, Chaetothyriales, Herpotrichiellaceae. The transcript has a single exon. Gene Ontology annotation, molecular function: NAD(P)H dehydrogenase (quinone) activity. The record is from RefSeq and is a predicted model, not a curated record. Gene Ontology annotation, cellular component: cytosol. Bases 121 to 918 code for a protein of 265 amino acids.
UCUUAAUGAGCCCAGAAACGAGUCGAUGAGAGUUUCCUGUCUGACGCUGAGUCUGGCUUGGUCUCGAUAUCGAUCUUUCGUCUCGCAUUAUUGGAUCAACCCCCCUAAAAUCUACGAGGCAUGCGAGUCCUCGUGGUUCUGGCUCACCCUGAGCGACAAUCACUCACCGCGGCUCUGAGUAAUGUCAUCAUCGAGGAGCUACAGACCGAAGGACACCAAGUCCAAGUGUCAGAUCUGUACGCCAUGGGCUGGAAGUCACAGAUUGAUCGAGAGGAUUUCCGCGGGUUUCCUUCGGAGGAGCCUCUACGGGUCGCAAACGCCUCGCUUGAAGCAUAUACCGCGGCUCGUCUCACCGAGGAUGUGAUUGCCGAGCAAAGAAGACUUCUCUGGGCCGACACUGUCAUCUUGCAGUUCCCUCUCUGGUGGUACUCCAUGCCCGCCAUCCUCAAGGGCUGGGUGGACCGUGUCUUCUCGUGUGGGUUUGCCUAUGGUGUAGGCGAGCACAACGACAAGCACUGGGGGGAUCGCUUCGGCGAAGGGGUGUUCGCCGGCAAGAGGGCCAUGGUGGUGGUCACCACAGGUGGCUGGGAGGAACAUUACUCGGGGCGUGGGAUCGGGGGACCGAUCGACGACCUACUGUUUCCCAUCAAUCACGGCAUGUUGUACUACACGGGUUUUGAUGUGUUGCCUCCAUUCGUGGUCUACCGUGUCGACCGCUACGAUGAAGCUGCAUUCAAUGCUACAGCAGACCGUCUCCGUGAAAGGGUCCGAACUCUCACAAUUACGGAGCCCAUCCCUUAUCGGCCCCAAAAUGGAGGUGAUUAUGAGAUACCAACCAUGGUCCUACGCCAGGACCGAUGUCAAGGCCAAGAGGGGUUUAGAGUACAUCAAAGGCCAUCAUCUCACAAAGCACCGUGAAGAUUGUCCUUUUUGUGGUCGAUCUCGAGAGUGACAAGUGAUGGUAUUGCACAGAGAAAUCCCGCUGAGUCAAGGAUCGGGAUGCCUACAAGCUUCACCAUGAAUACGAGGUCGGCGUCUCAUGAAGGGUGCAUAGGAAGACACAGACGCAUGAUGAGAAUCAUAGAAUGUACCAGGUGUGUCAACACUUGAAUGGAAGAAUAGAGACUCAAUAUAGAUCACAGUUGCUAAACCACCUUCUUUUAAUGAAGCGUCUAGAUUGCAUGCUUGCUCACUGCCUUUCAAGAUAGACUAUGGACCGUCAUGGGUCUGAGAGCGAAGCGUGAGGGUGAAAGAUUCUCUGUCGGGUCCCAAAGGCCCCGGAGGAUGGAAGAACACAAGGGGCAGGGACAACCCAUUAGGAACCUUGGGAAUGCCACUAUAACUAAGUUUCGAUAUGGACGGAGGAAUUAAAUAAACGAGAAUGUAAAAUGAGUGACUUAAAAUUACCUACAUAGCAAAAGGGCUAGUCUGGGAAAUGAGUGUCGCAAAGAUGCUUUGGAAAAGCAUUCCAGCAAGC